Molecule: messenger RNA, 912 nt
Organism: Penicillium lagena
Lineage: Eukaryota; Fungi; Ascomycota; Eurotiomycetes; Eurotiales; Aspergillaceae
Exons: 3
Coding region: 1-912 (303 amino acids)
Source: RefSeq, a predicted model, not a curated record
AUGGCCUUGGAAAACCAAACAACGAUGCCACAUUUUCAAAAUUCCUCUUCAUCAGAUGGAUCAUCGCCUGUCACCUUUGUCUCUGAGAGCAGCAAAUCUGAGGUUCGAAGUCAUGCGAUGCGGCAUCACUGGAGACGGCGACAGAGACGCAAUUCUGAGAUCAAGCUCCAUCACAAGCAAACAUGCCGAAAAUUGCUCCCGGGCCCUAUGGUGAAAGCGCAAGUCUCUAAACCUAAGAAAAACGACACAAACGGCCUUGUUGGCAGACAACGCGAUAAUUUCAAUAUAGAAGAUGACCAAGGGGACGAUGACCAAGUGGGAGUUUAUAAACAGUCGGAUUUCAGUAUUGCUCUACAAUUAUUGCGCGGUUUCGAUCACGCUCUAUCGACUUCGACGUUUGACCCAUUCCAAACAUGUCCUAUUCAGCUUACACCCCAACAUCACAAACUAUUACAUCAUUGGAUAAGCACACAUGCCGCAAUGAUGUUCGAAGAUCUGAAUAUAACAGAUUUCAAUCCGAUGAAGGAUGUCUGGUUCCCGCUGGAUCUUUCAAAUGCUUCGUCUUUCAAUUGCGUCAUGGCACAUUCAGCUGCCCAUAUAGCUCACCUCUAUUCUGGAACUAGUUCAGGACGAGAGACAAGUUCCUCUGAUGCUUUAAUGUUCAAGGCAGAGGCUGUGAGAAUACUAAACCUAUGGCUUGCCGAUCCUGGAAAGAAGCUGAGCGACGAUGCAUUCGCUGCUGUUAUUCGUCUUCUCACAUUUGAGAGAUACUGGGGAACAGAGGCAGAAUGGAAUGUCCACCGUAAUGGUCUCAAAGGGAUGAUUGAAGCGAAAGGCGGAGUCGAAAAUCUACACGAUAACUGGAGGCUGGAGCUUGUGGUUUAUCUGUGGGCAUUUUUCUUGUCUGAUUGA